Molecule: messenger RNA, 2323 nt
Organism: Bombina bombina (fire-bellied toad)
Lineage: Eukaryota; Metazoa; Chordata; Amphibia; Anura; Bombinatoridae
Gene: SHISA7
Product: shisa family member 7
Exons: 6
Coding region: 1-1518 (505 amino acids)
Biological process (GO): regulation of short-term neuronal synaptic plasticity; regulation of AMPA receptor activity
Cellular component (GO): dendritic spine membrane; AMPA glutamate receptor complex; postsynaptic membrane
Source: RefSeq, a predicted model, not a curated record
AUGCAUCAUCUGCUGACAGUGGUACUCAGUGUCGUACUAGAUGCUCUAAGUGUGCACUCAGCACUUAGUGUUGGUACAAUGCGGGGUCCAAGGCAAACCAACAAGACACAGGUAUUGCCAAUGCUCCUCGCACACAUUAAGCGCCCUCAAUCUUCUCAGAAUGCCUCUUCAGGGAAGAGCCAGACUGUAGCAGAUAUGUGCCAAGGGUACUAUGAUGUGAUGGGGCAGUUUGACAAUACUUUUAAUUGUAGCACGGGCACAUACCGAUUCUGCUGUGGCACUUGCCACUAUCGCUUUUGUUGUGAACAUCGUAAUCAGCGCUUGGACCAAGAGAGCUGUGACAACUAUAAAACCCCAUUGUGGGCAAACACACCCCAAUCUAUUACCACCAGCGCUAACAGCAAGCUGAAUGAUCAUGGGCAUGCAGAUCAGACAAAUAGCACUGUCUAUGUCAUCUGUGGUGUCAUUAGCUUCACCCUGGCCGUGGGCAUCGGCGCCAAAAUUGCCUUCAACAAGGCCUCCCGGCGCCCACGGGGGAGAGAGAUUAAUGUACCCAGAGCUCUUGUGGACAUUCUCAGACAUCAGUCUGCACAAGGCAACCAUGUUGAGAGAAACAAUAGCACAACCUUGGGUUCAGGAACACAUGAUAAUGGACCAUCACGUCCACCAAAAAACAUCUAUAACACAGUGAAGUCAGUCAAGAGCAACCAUGAUAACAUGCAUCAUAAUUUUAUCCAUCUCACAGUCAACAGUCCAAAACAUUCCGCAACGCUAGACUGUAGAAUGAAUAAUAUUCAACUUCCAACUUCUGCUACAAAAUACAACACUCUGUCUUUCUCUCGCUCGUUUCAUAAUCUUUCACACUUGCCGCCAUCAUAUGAAUCUGCCAUCAAAUCUGACAUCAGCAGGUACUCAUCGCUCAAAAGGCUGGCGGAAAAAGAUAUGGAUGACUUCUACCUUAAAAGAAAACACCUAGCAGAACUAACACGUGGAACCCUUCCACUUCAUGUUAUGAAAAUGAACUAUGAUCGUGAUGGUUACCUGGAAAAAUCACAAACACCAAGGCGAGUUAUGUCCCAGGAGCACAUCCUGUCAGACAAUCACUAUCCAGUUCACCGUGAUUAUACCAUACCUAGAGAUCAUCUCAUCUCUCAAGAGCGUCUACUUUCCCGUGAUGUCUUGCAUUCCCAAGAGCAUCUGCUAUCUCCUGAAAGAAUACAUCAUCGUGUACAAACACCCUUUCAAGAGAUGCGUUUAGGCCACCAAAAAGCACUAUCCCACACUAACGUCUGUGCUAGCACUCCAAUGCUUGACCGUCACCAUAUGAUAAAGAUGAACUCUCAUCCCACAUCUUCCAACUCACCCAAGACCACAUGGGAUAUGGUCAAUCAUACAGCCAAUCGACGACAAGCCUUUGCUGCCAAGAGGCAGAACACAAUUGAACAACUUCAGUUCAUACCUGGUCAUCUCCCAAGCCAGCAUCUGCGUACAGGUAGCAAGAAUGAGGUCACUGUGUAGGCUUCUUAAUUUGGUGUUUCUUUUUCUCCUUUUUAGAAAAAAAGAGGCAGUUGAAUUUUCUGUGGUUUCCUUGCUUUUUUUUUCAUGGCUUAGGUUUACUCAUUGGCGCUCACUGAAACAAAAGCAAAGGCAAAAUACAUCAUUUUCAUUGAAAUCAAGACAAAGACAGAUUUGUUUUUGGAUUAAUUUUUCUAAUGAUUUCAUUGAAGUAUCCAACUGCCUCCGCUGCCAAAGUGAAGAUGCAGUUAUUGGUACAGAGAUGUCAAAGGGGAUAGUGUUUGGGCAGUAUAUAUACAGGAGAUAGCGUAUCAGCCUCCUAGUAUUUUCUGGAAGUGUGGAUAUUGAAGAAGCUCAUGAUGGUGGUGGUAAGAAGUUAGAAAUAAAAUAAACAAUCUAGAUAAAUGAAGAUUGGGCUGAAUAAAGUAUUUUAUGCGCUUGCUAGUUAUAUGUUAAAUACAGUACGGAAAUUAAAAUAACCAAGACUGGGCUUUUCUUUUAUCAGGGUAACAACAAGAUGUGACUCCAAUGAAUUAAAAAAAAAAAUGUUGCACACUCACAUUUUUUAUUUUGUUCUUCAAUGGAAAUACAAAAUAUAAUACCUAAAACAGACACAACGAAACUAAACAUAAAAACUACAGAAUAAAAAUAUAAUUUACACAAUGUCCAUCUCUUUUACUAACCUAAUAUUACAGUCAAUUACAGUCAAGACGGACAGCUAAUACAAGUGGACAUUACAAUAAAAAAAACUGUGCCAAUCAAAUAAUAGCAACAAUUACAAUAAAGGUAACAUUCUUUGAUAUGAGAA